AGCUGCAAGUUCAGUGAAGGGUGGCAGAGGCAUUUGCGUGCUGCCUGCAAUGAUCUCAUGGAUAUCAAGCAAGCUAAAGCAGUGAAAGCUUUACGGAAGUAGGACCGUGCUGGCUCCAUCGCUGCGACGGCCCCUGCCGCUGUUGUCAAUAUCUUACCACCUCAGCCUCGCUCUGCACACCUGGAUCUCACCGAACAACAAACCCAGACCAUGGCAGGCAACUCUGAUAACGAGCGGCCAUCUCGGCGAGAGAACCGUGACCAUGUUGACCCUAUCCAAAACCCGCAAAGUGCGAAACCACAAUAUGGUCUAGCAGGAGCUGACCGCAACCCAUCUCCUCCCCAGUUGUCGUACUACAGAGCUCCCCGCAGCAUACGUGAACCCCAACCUCAUGGUCAUACAGCCACUCCUCCGGAUUCUAACGUUUACGGCGCUCCACCCUUUCCACCGACGCAGUCACCUUACUACUGUAAUUACCCAACUGAAACCAUGAGCUCACAUACGCAGAAGCCUAGAGCUUAUUUCCAUCCGCAGCUGGGUUCGACAGAUCGGUUUGAUGGGAGAUCUGGAUACCGAGGAUCGAGUUUGAAGGAGGGGGUAUCGAACUCGUCGGGUCCAGUACCGAGUCAGCGCAGCACAUCUGCUCUUAGUCGUUUCACCACGCUAGAAGAUGAGUACGCAAGCUUGUAUCGAAAACGCCAUGAGAUUGAUGUACGAAUGGAGGAUAUCAAGAGGAGCCUUACAGCAGAGCGAUACACUGCUUUGAUGGCAGAGCUGGAUCCCCAGGAGCUUGCAACGUUGAAAACAUGGUCAGAUAACGCCGACAACUGACAGAAAUGUGAUAGGCUUUGCUUGGUAUAACUUGGG
Molecule: messenger RNA, 867 nt
Organism: Alternaria alternata
Lineage: Eukaryota; Fungi; Ascomycota; Dothideomycetes; Pleosporales; Pleosporaceae
Exons: 1
Coding region: 211-831 (206 amino acids)
Source: RefSeq, a predicted model, not a curated record